This is a messenger RNA of Megachile rotundata (alfalfa leafcutting bee), 2460 nucleotides long. RefSeq names its product glucose dehydrogenase [FAD, quinone]. The record is from RefSeq and is a predicted model, not a curated record. NCBI's taxonomy places the organism in Eukaryota, Metazoa, Arthropoda, Insecta, Hymenoptera, Megachilidae. Gene Ontology annotation, molecular function: flavin adenine dinucleotide binding; oxidoreductase activity, acting on CH-OH group of donors.
CGUCAGUCUCCACCCAAACACGUUUGGCUCGGACCCACGGGAUUCAUUUCGCACAACGCGUGCCACAGUUGAACACACUGUUCCGUUGGUUUACCAACCGAAUGACGUCAAGCCAAGGCUCUUUCUCCGGAAAAGAGUGUUCUCGCAUCGCCACAUGCUGCGAGCUUCUUAAUUAGCGUGUCUAGUGUAACCGUGGCCGCGGAAGUGUGGGUUCACUCGAAUGAUUCACAGUGAGAAACCCGAGGAAUACCGGCUGCGUUCGUUCACACGCGGAUUCGUUCGAUUGUCUACGAUCGGUUUGUGUCGAUCUCGUUUAAGAAGAGCAUUUGCUCCAGCUACCCGAAUGUCGACUUAUUGUCCUCCUGGAAUCACCAGCAGCGUUUGCAUCGCGCGACGUUCCAGGUGACACUGGCCACGAAUUAGAUAAAAUGAGAUUCUACGUUCUCUUUUCACUGCUGUUACAAUUGACAUUCACAUUUCAACAUCCAUUUCCGUUUCAGACUAGUCAGCUGGAUACAAACAACGAAACCUCAGGAUGUUGUUAUUGCGAUUUCAAAGACACAUCGUACAUGGAAUCCAAGUGCGGUGUGAAGACUUCUUUCAUGACUUUGGUUGAGAAACUGUUCGAAUCGCGAUGCGAUAUAUCGAAUGCUUGCAACAGGCUCGGAAGUGAUCAAGUGCCUCAAGAAUGGUUCGACUUCAUAGUAGUGGGUGCCGGUGUGGCAGGGCCUAUAAUCGCUCGAAGAUUAAGCGAUAAUCCUUGGUGGAGUGUUCUGUUGAUCGAAGCAGGACCAGAAGAACCAACAAUGACUUCGAUUCCAGGUCUCGCUUUCCACGCAGUCAAUUCUACUUUAGAUUGGAACUACAAAACGGAACCUACUAUGCCUCAUCCGACAGCGUGUCUAGAAACCGACGGAGUGUGCACCUGGCCUCGAGGAAAGAUGGUAUCCGGUACGGGCGGCCUCUACGGUAUGAUGUAUGCCCGCGGGCACCCCGAAGUCUACAACAGUUGGGCCCGCAGCGGCGCGAUCGGCUGGUCCUACGACGAAAUAACCCACUACUUCGAGCGUGCCGAAAACCCGAUCGACCAAUCGAUAGUGUCCGACAAACCCCGCACUGCCCCCAUCCCAGGUCCCAUGAAGAUCCAGUAUUACCCCCACAAACCGAAAUUUGCGGACGAAGUACUGAAAGCCGCGUCCGAACUGAACUACCGAGUAGGUAAACGGAAGGAGUACGACCAGACGGGUUUCAUGAUUGCGCCCAUGGUGACAGAAAAUGGUUUACGAGGUACAACAUCGAGGAACUAUCUGAGGCCGGUUCACGGAAGACCUAACUUGCGGGUGCUCAUAAACGCGCAGGUGACGAAGGUCCUGAUGAACCAGUGGGAGAACAGAGCGUACGGUGUGGAGUUGAUAGACAAAGAUGGCUUCAAGCGAGUCGUGAAGGCCAACAAAGAGGUGAUCCUGUCCGCUGGAGCUGUGGGAUCCCCGCAAAUAUUGAUGAACUCCGGUAUAGGUCCCAAGGAACACCUGACCAAGUUAGGUCUGCAGGUCUUCAAGGAUCUACCGGUGGGUCAGAACCUGCACAACCACGUGUCAGUCGCUAUUCACUGCAGCAUCAAGGACACUGCCUACGAGGCCAUGACUAUGGACAGUGUGAACGAGUACCUGGAUACUCGGACUGGUCCUCUAAGCAGCACAGGACUGACCCAGGUGACUGCGUUCCUUGAAAGCAGUUUCGCCGUCACGGGUGUACCCGAUAUUCAAGUUUUCUUCGACGGAUUUUCUCCGAAAUGUCCCAGAACUGGACUAGAGUUUGAGUGUCUGAACGGGGCGCUAGCUCUGUGUUCCGAUAGGAGGGAGAUUGUGCUGAGGCCGACUGCGGUCACUGUGGGCAGCAGGGGAUUCAUGAAACUGCGGUCUGCUGAUCCUGUUGCGCCACCUUUGAUCUACCCGAAUUACUUCACUGAUAUGAAGGAUGUGAAGGUGCUGGUCGAAGGGAUUAAAAAGGCUAUCGACCUGAUGAACACGAGGACCAUGAAGAAAUGGGACCUGAAGCUGGAAUCUGUGGUCCAUCCUCUUUGCGCCAACUAUCACUUCGGAAGUGACGCAUAUUGGGAAUGCUACGUAAGAGCGGCAACUGGACCCGAAAAUCACCAGUCAGGAACGUGCAAAAUGGGUGCAUACGAUGAUCCAACAGCUGUUGUUGAUCCGGAACUUCGAGUGCGUGGAGUGCCGAACAUUCGAGUGGCCGAUGCUUCCGUGUUCCCGAGUGUGCCAAAUAGUAACCCUAUCGCUGGUAUAAUGAUGGUUGCCGAAAAGGCAGCUGAUAUGAUCAGGCAUACGUGGACCAAGAUGUGAACUCCGACGACGUUGACGUAUGUUCGGUUUAAGACAGUGCGAUUGUAAAUUAUUCAAACGCGAAAAAACACGAAAUUCGAAAAAUGAAAGCUCUGGACAG